AUGUCUAUUACCCCGGAAUUACCUUGCCUCCAGCUGUCAGCGGAGGACCUAGACGCCCAGUUGCAUGGACUGCUCUCGUUGGAUGAGAGCGUCUUGGCGUCAAGCAAAAGAACUGUCACAGUCCCGGAAGUCGGCCAACAGCAACAAGAACCCUUUCGAAAGAUUGGUGCUGGCGCCUGCGGUGCCAUCUUUGGUCGCCCCGGAAAAUCCAUUGUGAUUAAGCUGGCCAAGGCCAGCGAUAAUGACGAACUCUGGAACGACUGCGUUAAGCACAAACACCUUCUGAAGCAGUUCAAACUACAUCACGUCACUUCGGUCAGGAUCCCAAAAUGCUACGGGUUUGUUCCUAAGGACAGAUAUGAGUUCUGGGAGAGCAGCGAGGCGCUUACCCAGGCCGCCGGGCCAGUCUGUCACAUCCCAACCCAUGGUCUGUGGAGUGAGAGAAUCCAGCCCCUUCCCGACAUCACAAGGCGCCUCCUCAUAGAGAAGUUCUGCCCGCAGAGGGUCAAGUCGCAGGCGCUUCUCGACCCAGCAAACCGGGACUGCCUGGUGCGAGUCUACCUUGGAUCACAGAGGGGGAGAAGCGGCGGGAUGUUCUUUUCCCUGCGAAACUUCAAGAUGCACCUCAAUCACCUGGUCGACCUGAACCUCGGCGUCUACGAGCUGGCCUCGAGCAUGGCGACUGCCCUGGCGGUUAUGCACUGGGCCGCACAGACCGAUGCGAGAGACGUCGAGUUCGCUCUCGGCAGCGUCACAGAACCCCUGCCUAGCAUGAGCGCCGCAGAGAUAGCCGCCCUCCCACCGGAUACUCGGAUUGGCCCCCAAAGUGAUGACCCGGAAGACUUCCAUCACCGCAAGACUGUUCUUUGGCUCCUGGACUUUAACCAGGUCAGGACUAUCACCAUGGACGCCGAUGGCGUCGCCCAAGCGGUGGAAGCAUUCGGGAUCAACGACCCGUAUUACCCAAGGCCCCUUUAG
Molecule: messenger RNA, 978 nt
Organism: Fusarium vanettenii 77-13-4
Lineage: Eukaryota; Fungi; Ascomycota; Sordariomycetes; Hypocreales; Nectriaceae
Exons: 1
Coding region: 1-978 (325 amino acids)
Source: RefSeq, a predicted model, not a curated record